This is a messenger RNA of Sphaeramia orbicularis (orbiculate cardinalfish), 1497 nucleotides long. It is a transcript of the gene uncx, whose product is annotated as UNC homeobox. Gene Ontology annotation, biological process: regulation of DNA-templated transcription. The record is from RefSeq and is a predicted model, not a curated record. The coding region runs from base 1 to 1497 and encodes 498 amino acids. The transcript is spliced from 3 exons. Gene Ontology annotation, molecular function: DNA-binding transcription factor activity, RNA polymerase II-specific; sequence-specific double-stranded DNA binding. NCBI's taxonomy places the organism in Eukaryota, Metazoa, Chordata, Actinopteri, Kurtiformes, Apogonidae.
AUGAUGGACAGCAGGAUACUGGAUCCACCUCACGCCCAGUUCGGAGGUUCUCUCGGCGGGAUGGUGGGCUUCCCGUACCAUCUAAGCCACCAUCAUGUUUACGAAUUAGCCGGGCAUCAACUUCAAUCUGCGUCCGCGGUUCCUUUCUCAAUAGACGGAUUACUUAAUGGUUCCUGCACGGCUUCAGUGGGUAAUUCCAACCCCCUCUUGUCUUCAGGCUGCGGGAUGAAUGGAGAUAAUCAGCAGUACAAACUGACAGACUCGGGGGACCCAGACAAAGAUAGUCCUGGUUGCAAGAGAAGGAGAACUCGCACAAAUUUCACUGGUUGGCAACUGGAAGAAUUAGAAAAGGCUUUUAAUGAGAGCCACUAUCCCGACGUUUUCAUGAGAGAAGCACUGGCUCUCCGAUUGGACUUGAUAGAAUCGAGGGUUCAGGUAUGGUUCCAAAACCGUCGAGCCAAAUGGAGGAAAAAGGAAAACACAAAGAAGGGUCCGGGUCGACCUGCUCAUAACGCCCACCCCACCACCUGCAGCGGGGAGCCCAUGGACCCGGAGGAGAUCGCCCGGAGAGAGUUGGACCGUCUGGAAAAGAAGAAGCGCAAACAGGAGCGACGGCUGCUUAAGUCCCAGAACAAACUGGUUUCUGGGGAUUUAUUUCACACUCCGGGUUCGGACAGCGACAGCGGGGUUUCGCACGUAACCGACAGUGACCACAACUCGAGUCUGUCUUUUGAGCCUGUGGUAGGGGGGAACCAAACGCAACCCAGCUGCGACCAAACAACACCUCAUCACCCUCUGCAGACGCAAAACCACAACCAAAGACACUUGGACCGGGACGCUGGUGGAUCCGAGCUGGACUCGCCAGAAGCCAGCCACCGGUCAAGCCUGUGCUCCAGUAACGACAGAGCAUCCAGCCUGCAGAAACUGAACCCUUUCAGCGUCGAGAGCCUUCUUUCGGACUCCAGACCCAGACGCAACCCCGCGGCCUUACCCUCUUCACGGCCUUUAAUAGGGAAAGGACACUUCCUACUCUAUCCAAUUACGCAGCCGCUUGGAUUCAUUGUUCCUCAAACUGCUCUGAAGGCAACAACAACAACAACAACAGCAGCAAACUGUGACAGUGGCCCGUCGGAGAGAAACCGCUGCAGCAUCUCUGCAAGCUCUGCAGGAUGUAGGACCAACCCCACGGACUGUGCAGACGCGUCCACGCAAAGAGGACAAACCGGAUCAGAGGACAACAAACCCAAUCCGGUGCGCACCAACCAACCGUCCUUUCCAAGUGGCAAAAGUACUCAAACCUCUGUUAUUUGCAGCGAUUCCACUUCUUCUACUUCCACUUCUACUUUUACCCACGAACACAGUCCCACUGUCACUUCCACACCUGUCGAUGCAGACAGAAAAGAGCAUUUAGACAACAAGGACCAUCCCGAAAAACCUGUAUUAUGUGACAGUCCUGCAGAAACAAAGACAGACUUUAAAGAUGUCGACAUGGAAUAA